UUGCAGCACUACACAGCAUGAGUAGGCAGGAUUGAUAAAUGGGGCUGGGCUGGCUAUAGAUGUGAGCAGGAGAGAGAGUUUUAUAACUUAGCCACACCACAAAACUUACACAAGCAGCCACAACGGAGCUACGGACACAUCACUAGGAGGAAAAACAACUAAGACACCAACUCACAAUUGCCACUGAAAAUAUAAAUCGAAUAAUAUGGAGACAAGAGAGAUGAUUACUCAGGAGCUGUGUGAGGAGUCCUUACUGAAAGAAGGAGAGAUGCGUGAGUUUGAAGUUCAGGGACAUCCUAUUCUGCUUGUUAAGAGUAACGGAUUGUUCAGUGCUGUGGGCGGCAAGUGUUCCCACUAUGGAGCACCUCUGAGCAAAGGUGUUCUGGCAGGUGACAGGGUCCGUUGCCCAUGGCAUGGUGCUUGCUUUAACAUCAAGACCGGGGAUAUUGAAGAGUACCCUGGCUUAGACAGCCUCCCUUGUUUCCAGGUGACAGUGAAGAAUGGCAAAGUGUUUAUUGUGACCAGUAAACAGGCAAUAGAGAAUGUUAAACGGGUUAAAUCUAUGAGCAACCACUGUACUGGGGAAAAAAAUACUGUUGCUAUCAUUGGAACUGGUCCAGCUGGUCUAGUUUGUGCAGAAACCCUUCGCCAAGAAGGUUACACAGGGAGGAUUGUCAUGGUGACCAAAGAGAAGCACAUCCCUUAUGAUAGAACAAAGCUAAGCAAGGUAAUGAAUGCAAAGCCUGUAGAUAUUUACCUUCGACAAGCGCAUUUUUUCUUGCAACAUGAUAUUGAAGUGUGGACAGAGAAAGAGGUUAUUUCUGUAAUUACUGAUGAAGGUAAAGUCAAGUUUAGAGAUGGGUCAUUGCUCCAGUACAACAAACUCCUGAUAGCUACAGGUAGCAGUCCUCAAAACCUUCAUUGUCCUGGAUCAGAUCUACAAAAUGUUUUUCUACUACGAACUCCGGAAGAUGCCAAUAAAAUCUCUGAAACAUCCAUUGACAAGAAGGUGGUAAUAAUAGGUUCAUCAUUCAUAGGGAUGGAGGUUGCGGCUUUCCUCUCAGACAAAGCAAGUUCUGUGUCUGUAAUAGGACGCUCCAAAGUUCCAUUCCAGGCCGUACUGGGACCUCAAAUUGGAGAAGUUGUAAUGAAGCUGUUGCAGGAGAGAGGAGUGACAUUCUACAUGAGUACAGAAGCCAUAGAGAUUAAGGGUGACAAUAGCAUGGUUAAAGAAGUCAUUUUGAAGAAUGGAGUCCAUGUUCCCGCUGAUAUUGUUGUUGCUGGCAUAGGUGUUACUCCAGUUUCUGCCUUUCUGAAAGGAAGCAAGAUCACUGUAAAUUGCAAAGGAGCCAUCUACGUAGACCAGCACAUGCGAAGCAGUGUUCCUAAUGUUUUUGCAGCAGGAGAUGUUGUAUCCUUUCCACUAUCCAUAAUGGGAGGACAGCGAUCCAAUAUUAGCCACUGGCAGAUGGCACAUUCUCAUGGUCGUAUUGCAGCACUUAACAUGCUAAAUCAGCAGGUUCCUGUGAACUCUGUACCAUACUUCUGGACAUCUCUGCUAGGGAAGAGUAUUCGUUAUGCAGGGUUUGGUGAAGGAUAUACAGAUCUUGUGCUGAAGGGGAAUCUGAAAGAAUUAAAGUUCUUGGCCUUUUAUAUCAAGGACAACACGGUUGUUGCAGUCUCAAGCAUGAAUUUUGACCCUAUGGUUUCACUAGUUGCUGAAGUCCUACUUUCUGGCAGAAAAAUACUCAAAGAUCAAGUACAGUCAGAAGAUUUUGUGGCCUUUAUAACCAGCUUAGCCAAAUCAUCAAGAACAUAGAAAACCAUCUUAUCCAGAAUUGCUGCCAUUAAAUACACCAUUGUCCUUAUAUAGAAACUCCUCGCUGAAGAUCAUGGUAGAAGUAGGCAAAUCCUAUGUUUGGCCAAUGUGACAGAAACAUAUACUUAAUCGACUCCUAAAGUGUUUAAAGUAUAAUGGGAUUUUUGUAGCUAAACCUUAUUGAAUACACUUUUCUAUACUAUUAGUCAACUCCUUUUAAUGGCGAGUUCUGUAGCAGAAAAACAAAGUAAACAUCUCUUAAUUGUAAUAAACUUGUAAAGUGUGAUAA
Bombina bombina (fire-bellied toad) is the source of this 2108-nucleotide messenger RNA. Its product is annotated as apoptosis-inducing factor 3. The record is from RefSeq and is a predicted model, not a curated record. Gene Ontology annotation, cellular component: cytoplasm. Gene Ontology annotation, molecular function: flavin adenine dinucleotide binding; 2 iron, 2 sulfur cluster binding; oxidoreductase activity, acting on NAD(P)H. NCBI's taxonomy places the organism in Eukaryota, Metazoa, Chordata, Amphibia, Anura, Bombinatoridae. The transcript has 19 exons. The coding region runs from base 206 to 1819 and encodes 537 amino acids.